AGGGAGUGAGCUCACUCUCCUGACGUCCCCCACUCCCUCUCUUUCUUCCGGGGCUCUAUGAGUCUCCCUGGACCGGUCUGAGACCGGUCUGAGAUGAGCGACGACCACGGUUGCACGGAGUCGGGAUCCUGCCAUGGAGCAGUCCGGGGAUAGUGAGCUGUCGACGCGCGUCUCUGCACUUCUGGCUUUCUGCGACGACCAAGGCGUCGCCUACGAUGACCUCCUCACCACUUUGUGUCAGCAAGGUCGGGCAAGAAGGGCUGCAAGGCAGGCUGCUGAGGCCCCCUUGAAGCGUCUCAUCGAGGUGGGCGGCGACGUGAUUGAAGUUACUGUGGCGACGUUCUCCCGAUUCGCCUUCUUCGACAAUCUCUUUUCUUCGACGUGGAAGGAAGGGAGAGAGCACGUGAUAUCCAUUGCCAGCCCACCAGGUCCGUUGCUACUAAGAGAUCCUGUGUCCUUUUCAAACUACAUUGUUUGCUCUCUCAUGCAGGCUACGUAGGGACGCCGACCUCUCAGCUGCUGCGGUUCAUCGAGGCCCCUGUCACUCCGCUUGGCGAGAUGCCGCCAUCGAUCCUCAUUGAUUUCAUCCGCCUCUCAUCUUACUUCGGAAUGGAGGACGUCGUGAAUGAGAUCAUCAAGGCCAUGUGUGUCGCUGUGGUGGAACGACCGGCAACGCUGCUCAGCACCAGCAACUUCAGGUGUCAUGACACGAAAUCGCAUUCAUGUCUCUGAUAAGGGUUGUCCCUUGGUGCAGAGCUGGCCAUUUGGAUUUUCAUUUUCUGCUUCUGAUGCUCUGGACAUGUCUCGAGGCCGCCCCUCAGAACGGCCUCCAUCUGGCGGCGCACUGGGCAAGAGACCUGACACUGCAACAGCUCACGAGCCAAUCACAGCUGAUGAAACUCAUCAAGGACCUUUCAGAGCGGCUUCCCUUGCCAAUUCUUCUCGAUAUCGUCAAGUCUUCCUCCAUGCAACCAGCCCUUUCCUUCUGUCUCGGCCCGGUGAUCUGCCGCCUCUUUGCUGCAGCCACCGACGAGCUGCGCCAGCUGUCAACGAACUUGGAUCAGCUAGCAAGAGCGAAGGAGAGCGGCAGCCAAAUGGGUGGCAAAGCAAGUGCCACACCGCCAGUCUGGAGGUCGCAGCACGACCCGCCGAUGUUCGUCCGCGAAAUCGUUGGGAAACUUGAGAGAAUCGAAGCCGCCAACCAGCAAUUUCCUGCUUUUCUGUCAUCCGCACCAUCCCCUUCCCGCAUGCAGCCAACCUACAACCGCGUGAGCAGCCUCCCUUUGUCUCCGCAGAGCGCCACGGUGUCCGGGCUGACGACUGGGGGCUUGACGGCGGGGAUAGUGCCUUACGAUCGCGAUGAGAUGGAGGUGUUCCAGCCAUUCCUAGGGGGCGGCCGUGGCACCACAAGGAGGUCAGGGGCAAGGGGGUCGAGCGCAUCAAGGUGCCCAAGCUCGUCACACUCGUCGUCUGCUAGUGUGGUUGGAGAACCAAGCAGGAGCCCCCGCAGCGAUCUAAGAAACUCUGUGGUGGCUGAGUUUGGGUGGCCGUGAGUGAUGAGACAGAAACGAGGGAGAUGCCAGUCAUUCGUGUGUGCAUAAUCGUGCACAUGUCGAUCGGUACGUCAUGCAUGGGUAACGAAUCUGCUUUCGGCUGGGCUGGAAGCACGGGAGGGCGAAGGGCUCUACUGUACUGACUGCUGCUUUGAUUGUCUGUCCAUUCACGUGUAUGUCUCUGGCUGAGUUGUGCUUGGCGGCUCCUUUGCGCACCCAUCUCUGAUGCCAGCAUGGUUUGAUCUAUGCAUCCAAUGAAGUGGACGGGCAGGCAGGCAGGGCAUGCGAUGUGUUCACUCAGCGACCACUGCUCUGUGUGUAUUGGAUGGUCAUGGAGUCAUGAACAUUGUAAGAGACGC
Vitrella brassicaformis is the source of this 1912-nucleotide messenger RNA. The record is from the annotation of a GenBank genome assembly. NCBI's taxonomy places the organism in Eukaryota, Vitrellaceae.